Messenger RNA from Gossypium arboreum, 1737 nucleotides. RefSeq lists its product as uncharacterized. The coding region runs from base 1 to 1737 and encodes 578 amino acids. Gene Ontology annotation, molecular function: nucleic acid binding. The record is from RefSeq and is a predicted model, not a curated record. The transcript has a single exon. NCBI's taxonomy places the organism in Eukaryota, Viridiplantae, Streptophyta, Magnoliopsida, Malvales, Malvaceae.
AUGGGCAUCGUGAAAUUCGAUGAUACACCUAGUGCAGAAAACCCGUUACCUAAUCAUGGGGAUAAGGGUAUAAAUGCCAUAAUCGAGAGUUCAGGGAAGAAAAUUAAGAUGAAUGUUGCAGAAGUGAAUACUCCACUAAAAGAAGUAUGGAAGAAAAUGGUGAAAAAAGGGUUGGUAACACAGAAUUCAGGGGACAGACACCAAGGAGCAAAAAGUUAUUGCGAGUUCCAUAAUCAAGAGGACCAUGAGAUUCAGAAAUGCCGCAAAUUCAGGGCUCUAGUACAAGGGUUAAUGGAUAAUAAGGAGCUGGAAUUCUUCGAGUAUGCUAGGAGCCCAGAAAGAACAGACGUGUGUGCUUCAGAGGAAGGGUCGACAAGAAACGCUUGUAAAAUCAACCACCCAUUGGUUAUCAUAUCACGCUUAAGAACUAAUGAAGACGGGACACAAGUCACACCCAAAGUCGUGAUCCAGAAGCCCGUUGCUUUCCCUUAUAAAGAUAGCAAGAGGGUACCAUGGAAUUACAGCCGCAAUGUGACGAUCCCAGGAAAGAAGAGCCUGGCCAGUGCUUCACAACAAAACCAAGAUGUAGGUUUUUUUACACGCAGUGGGAGACGUUAUGUUCUUGAGGGUACAGGAACCAAAAUUGCCGAAGAAAGAAUCCCAACAGUUGAGCAAAGGAAAGAAAAGACAGUCGGGUUCGAAUCGCCAGUCAAUGAGUCUGUAACCGAGAAUGAAGCCAGGGAAUUCUUAAAAUUUUUAAAACACAGUGAGUACAGCGUCAUGGAACAGUUACAUAAGCAACCGGCUCGCAUUUCGGUGCUAGCUUUACUUUUGAGCUCAGAAACGCAUCGGAGCGCGUUAAUGAAAGUGCUGAAUGAAACAUACGUCGCGCAUGACAUCUCUGUCAACAAACUGGACCGCCUGGUCAACAAUAUCAGCGCCGACAAUUUUAUUUUCUUUAACGACAACGAAAUACCACCAGGAGGUAUGGGGUCCACAAAGGCCCUGCACAUUACCAAGCGUUACAAGGGAUACACAUUACCGGGUGUAUUGAUCGAUAAUGGAUCAGCACUAAACGUCUUACCCCUAUCCACACUGAAUAAGUUGCCCGUGGAUAGUUCCCAUAUGAAAACAUGCCAAAAUGUAGUAAGGGCGUUUGACGGUACUGAAAGGAAAGUAAUGGGGAGGAUUGAAUUAUCCCUUCAAAUCGGUCCUAGCACGUACGAGGUAGACUUCUUAGUAAUGGACAUCAAACCCUCUUACAAUUGCCUAUUGGGAAGACCAUGGAUCCACUCGGCGAGGCGAUCGUCAUCAUUACAUCAGAAGCUCAAACUUAUAACGGAGGGUCGAUUGGUGACUAUAAAUGCAGAGGAAGACAUCAUUGCAUCUGUUACCAGCAACGCACCAUAUGUGAGAACAGAUGAUGAAGCCAUAGAAUGUUCUUUUCGAUCGUUGGAGUUUGUAAAUGCGACCUUUGUUGUCGAAGGAAAUAAAGUCCCGACACCCAGACUUUCUAAAACCACAAGAAUGGGACUACAACUACUAGUUGGGAAGGGAGCCUUGCCAGGGAAAGGACUUGGAAGAAGCCUACAAGGAAGGGUCAAAGUGCCUAUGCUCACAGACAAACGGGACCGCUUUGGCUUAGGAUUCACGCCAGAUACAAGACAAAAGAAAGAGGAGCAAGAGAAGAAACAAGAAAGGAGAAGAGCACGUUUGAACGGGGAAGAGGUUAAAUAG